AUUGAUUGGUGUUGUUUCAUGGAAGAGGCCCCUGUCCCUUGUGUGUGUGUGAUGCUGAACUUGGCCGGGUCCAUCCUCUCCUGUCAGAAUGCUCAGCUGGUGAAGUCCCUGGAAGGGUGUCAGUUGAUUAAAUUCGACAGUGAUGGUGUCUGUGUUUGCUGUGAAAUGCAGCACCAAACUUCAGGCUGCAGUAACCUGGGAGAAACACUGAAACUGAACCCUCUGCAGGAGUGCAAUGCUGUGAGGCUGACCCUAAAGGACCUGUUGUUCAGUGUGUGCGCUCUCAAUAUCAUCUCCACCAUUGUCUGUGCUUUGGCAACAGCAAUGUGUUGCAUGCAGAUGGUUUCUUCUGAUCUUCUGCAAAUGCAGGAUGAUAUCACACAGUUUCUGCCACAGAGGCCCCAUUCUGCCAAUCCUGACUGCAUGACUCCACAUGGGACUGUGCUGCACCAAACCUUGGAUUUUGAUGAGUUCAUCCCACCAAUCCCCCCCCCUCCCUACUACCCUCCAGAGUACACCUGCACGCCCGUGGGGGAGGCACAGAGAAGUCUCCAUUUGGAAUUCCCUCAUUCCCCAUUUGGUGCUUUAUAUGAAGUCACCAUUAAUAGCCCAGGAAUGCUGUAUCCAAAUGAGCUGCCCCCUCCUUACGAGGCAGUGAUUGGAGAGAUGCCUGGCAGUCAGGUGACUGCUGCUGCUCAGCAAGAAUCUGAAUCGAGCCUGGGGGAGAGGAACACAACCCUGGACUUCAGCACACAAGUUUCUGUUGAGAGCACCUCUUUGAUGGUCUCUGAGGCUGUUGAUAUCCCAGACCAUAGCUACUCUGAAGAUUUUUGUUUGCUGGAAGUUCAAGGAUCUCUCCACUCUGCAGAUCUUUCUCCCUACUGCAUAACCCCCAAGGGGGCUGCAGACCAGAGCUGCAGCGCCCUGGAUUGCCACACUCACUGCAGGUUUCACAGAACUCACUCAGAGGGCUUUCCUGAUGAGGGUGACAGUUCCCACAGCCGAGCCUCUACAGACAGGUCUCAAGGACAGAAAAAGAACUGUGCCCAGGGCAGGUCCUUGGACUGCUGCUCAGGGAAUUACAGCCCCUCAGAAAGAGAACUGCAGAGUUCUGCUCAAGAGAGCAGCGCCACGCCGCCUUUGAAGCAAAAAAACCCCUGCUGCGUGGACUUCAGCCAGCCUCCUGCCACUCUCCAGAGCUCUCCCUGUUCUGCAAACACUUCACCAUGUGCAAGUGGCCACAAGGCUGCUGUCCAGCAGCAUGUUGGAAAACACCCAGCCUCGAGCAUCGUCCGGUCCAGCAGUGCCCCCAUGUCCUGUUCACCUGAAGGUGAUAAUUGUGCCUGGACUUCUGUGUGCAGGCAGUGCCGAGAUGCAGGAUUAUCUCCAGCUACAGGAGAAACAGUUCCUGUCUCUGGCUCUCACAUGGCUGCCUCUGCUUGCCAGCAUUCUUUGAGCAGUUUCCUACUAACUGGACAACAGAGGGAUACCAGGAAAACUGAUCUGCACCUAAAGCCAAAGGCUUUUCACACAGUCUCAAAAGAGCGGCCACAUUCCUUAGUGGACCUUAAGGCCUAUAAAGACACAAAAAUUUUAGUGGCAAAAUUUUUGGAACAUUCAAAUUGUAAUCUCCCUCCAGAAGUGCGUCACGUAGUGAACAGCAUCCGCUCAGUCAUUAAAUCUGAUGAGAGACACAUGGAAGAAGCCAUCUUCAGUGCCAAUAUCAUAGACCAGGUGAUUUCCAGCUCCCAGCAGGGCGUGAGGAGCUGCAGGAGGCGGCUGCAGGAGGAUCUGCACCUGCAGAGCUGCGGAGCCCUGAGCUCCAACGCCGCCCCGGCGCUGCAGCCCCGGCUGCGCCGCGGCUCCGGGCGCGACAGACCGCACAGCCUGAUCGGGCUCUGCCGGGAGACCAUCCUCUGAGAGCCAGAGCUGUGGCAGCCCAGCUGAGGCACCCGUGCAGGACACCUGGGCUGGGAGAAACGCAGCUAGUGGAUGACUUUACGAGGAAAAAGUGUCUUCCUUUGGAAUUCCACUUUUUUCCCCCCACAGCAGGAUGAGAACAGCUGUUUUUCUGAAUGUAAAUUUCAGCCUUGAUUUUUGCAAACUUUUAAUUGAUUUAUUAAUUCAUAACAAGUGUUUUCCCAACCAGAUAUGCAUUUAUUUCACUGUAUUUACAGAAAUGCUACUGAUGUUGCCCAGCAUUUCUUGGAAACCCUUGCAAACCAACCAGAGACUGGCUGUACAACUUAAAAGUUGUAUUUAUUUAAUGUACCUCAAAGUGUUUUAACUAUCGUCAGUGUUUUAAUAAAAAAGUAUUUCUGGACUUUGCCUUUUCCACAACUGAUUUGGAUCCAAACAUAGAGGUGAUUUAUACACACAUACAGUGCUGCUUCAAAUCCAUUUCCACUGUCUUUCAUUCCAGACUAACUGAUCUGACCUGUUUAAACUGCUCCUCCCUCCCAGUGCUGCCCUUUCCAACCCCAGUAUUUGCUACAGAGUGGUUUAUUCCUGCUUCGUUCUGAAUGUUCACCAGUUCAGUCCUGCACUAGUGUGAGUGACCAAGAACUGAUGGUUAAUCCCCUGCAGUGUGUGACCAAAAGGGAAGAAGACUGAAAUCCUGCA
Molecule: messenger RNA, 2622 nt
Organism: Ficedula albicollis (Collared flycatcher)
Lineage: Eukaryota; Metazoa; Chordata; Aves; Passeriformes; Muscicapidae
Gene: ENTREP2
Product: family with sequence similarity 189 member A1
Exons: 12
Coding region: 19-1920 (633 amino acids)
Source: RefSeq, a predicted model, not a curated record